Didymella exigua CBS 183.55 is the source of this 788-nucleotide messenger RNA. RefSeq lists its product as uncharacterized. Bases 344 to 622 code for a protein of 92 amino acids. The transcript has 2 exons. The record is from RefSeq and is a predicted model, not a curated record. Lineage: Eukaryota; Fungi; Ascomycota; Dothideomycetes; Pleosporales; Didymellaceae.
GCACGUUGUGGCACCCAGUGAGGGUUCACAUUUCAUACAAGCAACAUCCCAGACCCAGUAUCAUGAUGCCGCAGCCGAUCACAACGCCGUUCUCCUCACCGAUCGAAGUACACCAGCCAGGACAAAGGAAAGUCAGAGCGUACGCAGCCGUUAUCCGGGUCACUCCUCCUUUGCUGAGAUGAGCGUGGUCAACGAGAAGUGCGUCCUCAACCAACUGGCUGCCUAUGCAAUGAUUGGUUGCGGCUUCUAGACUGUUACUGGACCAUUUUUGAACGUACCGAAACCAGGGCCGGAUGACUCAGUCGUUGCAUUUGGUCAUGUUAGUGUCGGUCUAACGGCUGUGAUGGCAGCGAAAAACAUGGGCGUUGGCCAGAUCAUUGCAGUUGACAUUGUGCAAGAACAGCUACAAAUGGCGAAAGAGCUUGGCGCAAUAGAUGCGAUCAAGAAGGCAUUAAAGUCAGGCACAGGUCUUACAUUUGCCAUAGACUGUACUGGCGUGCUCCGCGUCAUUGAAAACAUGCUAGCCUGCCUCUCAGUAGUUACAGGGGACUGCGGAUAUUAUUGGGGUUCCACCGCCAGAUGCGAGGAUUUCCAUCUACCCACUGAUGUUCUUGUUGAAUAACAAGAAAUUGAUUGGAGAUAUCGAGGGUGACUCGAACUUAGAAGAUUUCAUUCCGGCCCUUGAUGAAGUGCAGCAGACUCGCUCCUUUCCUAUCGAAAAAUUGUGCUGUACCUAUCCUGUUGAAAGACUGGAAAACGCGAUCCAGGACCUACACACCGGCAAUGUG